Molecule: messenger RNA, 943 nt
Organism: Drosophila bipectinata
Lineage: Eukaryota; Metazoa; Arthropoda; Insecta; Diptera; Drosophilidae
Gene: IscU
Product: Iron-sulfur cluster assembly enzyme
Biological process (GO): iron-sulfur cluster assembly; intracellular iron ion homeostasis
Cellular component (GO): cytoplasm; mitochondrial matrix
Molecular function (GO): 2 iron, 2 sulfur cluster binding; ferrous iron binding
Source: RefSeq, a predicted model, not a curated record
CGAAAAACGGUUACACUAACAGCUGAUAUCUCGCCGACAGUAACACGCAGAAACCGUGUGUUUUGCUUUCAAUUCGAAUUUCACAACAAAUUCUUGGCUAAUUAUUUGCUUGAAAAAUAACAAAAUUGAAAAUGUCUUUGGUUCGUAACUCAUCCCGAUUAUUGCGAUCACAGUUGAAGCGCGUCCAGAGCGUUCCUGUGGCAUUGUACCAUGAAAAUGUCGUUGAACAUUACGAAAACCCGAGGAACGUGGGAUCUCUGGACAAGAAGGAUGCCACUGUGGGCACAGGGCUGGUGGGUGCUCCCGCCUGCGGCGAUGUGAUGAAAUUACAAAUCAAGGUCGACGAAAAUGGCAAGAUUGUGGACGCCAAGUUCAAAACCUUUGGCUGCGGCUCAGCUAUCGCCAGUAGUUCGCUGGCCACCGAGUGGGUCAAGGGAAAGUCUAUUGACGAGGCUGGAAAAUUAAAGAACACCGACAUCGCCAAGGAGUUGCGCUUGCCCCCUGUGAAACUGCAUUGCUCCAUGUUGGCCGAGGAUGCCAUCAAAGCCGCCUUAGCCGACUACAAGGUCAAGCAGCAAAAGAAGCAGGGCAACUGAGCGUGUGGACCGGAAUCUUUGAACAUUGAGAAGCGCAGCGCUUCGGCGAGUGCGAAUACUACUAAACACAAUUAUAAGUAAUCUACAGAAUACAAUAUACAUACUAUAUAUUUACUUGGCAUUAGGUCGUAGUUUGCUAUAGAUCUGAGAGUGAUUGGUCGCGUGAUUGCUUCGAGGGUAUAUGAUAGAACAAUAUUCGAUACUAUCUAAAGGCUGGAACUGAUCUGUAUGAAUGUGUUUGAAAGGGGACCUUUAGUCCUAGUUGUAAGAGCUGUUUCAAUUUUAUGUUCUGUUAUGCAAAUCUAAGCUUCUUAAAGAGAAAUAAAACGUUCCCGUUGGAAUAAAAA